ACUGUUACAGCAGGACCAGCAGAGGGAACACGGGUGUUGCUUCCAGGAUCCAUGAAAAUAAUGCAAAAAAAGGUCCUGGAAGUAGUAAUGAAAUGCAUGUAUUUUAAAUAGUGAUGUGUCAGGGACUGCUGUUCUACUGUUAUCCCUUGUAUAAUACUUUUGAUCCUUUUUCCUCCCUGUUUUUACAUUUUCCUGUUCUUGCUUUUGUUUCAUUUCUGCUGUUUGCUGCUGGGUGUGUUGGCUGGAAUAUUUUAUUGGGAGGAGACAAUAUAAUGUGCUUUUUCAAGUAUGCACCUUUUGAUCCAUAACUUUUUCUGUAUAAUGUGCAUUCUUACAGUGUCACAUAUCCAUGUUUUAUUAUUUUAUUAUUCAUUAGUGAACUGACAUAUGGUAAAUGUCAUUAUAAGACACACAAAAAAGGGAAGAAUAAACAUUGGUGACAUAUUCUGUGGCACUGAUAUGUGGGGAAGAGGUGAAGGAGUGCAAGACAGCAAGCUGACCAUUGAGACUGUUCUCAGAAGCAAAAGACAGGAAAAAAAAUCCAAUUUUUUUUUCCAGCUGAGGUAAUUUUGAGUAAAUGAAGCACUGAGGUUUGCUGGGCUGUGUGGGUGGACCUUCCAAGAAACAUUGCAGAGCUCCCCUGUGUGUGCCAGCUCCUGUGCCAGGCUGGACCUUCUGAUGCAGCGUGGCACAUCCUUUAAAUGAACAUGAUAUGCCAAAUGAAAUAAUGGGCACAAAUUGAGCUUGCAUCCCGAGUUUAUUCAUCUCUUAAUAAAUUAUUUCUUCAGCAAGCUUUCAAUUACCAGGAAAAUGGAAGAAGCAGAUGUCCCAGGCAUCAAAUAUCCCAGCGCCGAGCGUUCCAUUUGUCUCGCUGUUUGGAGAGUUUCAGGUUUUAUGCUGGGAAAAGCUGAGGGGAAAACGAGUCAUUUAACCUGUCAUUAAACAUGAUGGAACAGACUGAUGGGACCUGUGAGACAAUUUAAAUUAUUGGCUUCUAAUCCAAAGGUAGAAAUGACCUGUCAGACAGAUUUGACUGGGAUGGCUUAUUAAUCAUGUCAAACCUGUGGAAACAGCUCUGUUCUCUUUAUGGCUCCUUGUUUAUUCUUUUCUGACAAAUGUUGCCCAAAUCUGACUAAAAAAGAUUUAAAGGAUUUUAAAAAAGGAUGGCUCCAGCCACCUUUCUUUUUCAGCCUCUGUCCCACAGCAGGAGCUGGGAAUGUGCUGCAAAGGCCUCUCCCCCAUUAUAAGAUUAAUUAAUAUCUGCCUGGCACUGCCAGAGGCACCAAAUAAUCGAACUUGGCUCCUCUCCAAACACCACUCUAAUGUAAAGUGUGGUGCAGAGGUUACAGAAUCCAGCCCAGCUCAUUCAGGAGUUUCCGUUUGGCCGCCGCCUCCCGUGUGACAUCUACUGGCACGGGGUGUCAUUCCACGACAGCAACAUCUUCUCAGGGCAGGUCAACAAGUUCCCAGGCAUGACGGAGACGGUUCGGAAGAUCACCCUGAGCCGGGCCAUGAGAACCAUGCGGGACCUGUUUCCCCUGGAGUACAACUUCUACCCUCGCUCCUGGAUCCUGCCAGAGGAGCUGCCUCUCUUUGUGGCUGAGGUUCGUACGAUGAAAGACAGCAAUCCAUCCUGGAAGCCCACUUUCAUUGUAAAGCCUGAUGGAGGCUGCCAGGGGGAUGGAAUCUACCUCAUCAAGGACCCAAGUGACAUCAGGCUGACAGGGAGCAUCCAGAGCAGGCCAGCUGUAGUGCAGGAGUACAUCUGCAAACCACUGCUCGUGGACAAACUGAAGUUUGAUAUUCGCCUCUAUGUCCUGCUGAAGUCCUUAGAACCCUUAGAGAUUUAUAUAGCCAAAGAUGGACUUUCUAGGUUUUGUACAGAGCCCUAUCAAGAACCCACACUCAAAAAUUUGCACCAGGUUUUUAUGCACUUAACCAACUACUCACUAAAUAUCCAUAGUGGGAAUUUCAUCCAUUCUGCCAGUGCGAACACUGGCAGCAAGAGGACUUUUUCAAGCAUUCUUUGCAGAUUGUCUUCCAGAGGAGCUGAUGUCAAAAAGCUCUGGUCAGAUAUAAUUUCAUUGGUGAUUAAAACAAUUAUUGCACUGACACCAGAACUGAAAGUUUACUAUCAGUCUGACAUACCAGCAGGAAAGCCUGGGCCAACUUGCUUCCAGAUUUUAGGGUUUGACAUUCUCCUGAUGAAAGACUUGAAGCCUGUGUUACUGGAAGUAAAUGCAAACCCCAGCAUGAGAAUAGAACAUGAGCAAGAGCUUUCUCCUGGAGUAUUUGAAAAUGUCCCAAGCCCUGUUGAUGAAAAAGUGAAAGUUGCUGUCAUCAGGGACACUCUGCGGCUGGUGGACCCUCAGAAAAAGAAGAGGAAGGAUACUCAGUGCCAGAGCCCGGAGCAGGCCCCGGGAGGCAGCGAGGAGCCGCCGGACGCCGCCCCCAGCCCCGAGGCCGCGCUGCCCUCGCUGUGCCUCAAGCAGGUGUUCCCCAAGUACGCCAGGCACUUCAGCUACCUGCGCCUCGUGGACAGGGUGGCCGCGCUCUUCAUCCGCUUCCUCGGCGUCAAAGGGACCACCAAGCUGGGCCCAACGGGGUUCCGCACCUUCAUAAGAAACUGCAAACUGAGUAACAGCAAUUUUUCAAUGGCAGCUGUAGAUAUCCUGUAUAUUGAUAUCACAAGGAGGUGGAACAGCAUGGGCAUUGACCACAAGGAAUCAGGUAGCCCAGGAAUGUGUCUGCAAGCCUUUGUGGAAGCUUUCUUUUGCCUGGCCCAGAAGAAGUACAAGGCGCUGCCGCUGCACAAGCAGGUGCUGUCGCUGCUGGAGCUGUGCGAGUGCCGCCUGGCCGCGCUGCACGGGAAGCGCCUGGUGUGGGGCUGCGGGCUGGCCCAGCCCCGCGGGGCGCUGCGGGCAGCGGGCACCGCGCCGGGCCCCGGCCCCGCCCGGCCCCACGGCCCCCCGGUGCUGCGGCUGCAGAAAUCAUCGCACCAGCUACGGGCGCUCAUGUGCCGGGACAGGACCGGCAGUUAAUCCCCGGCCAGGCACGGGUCCUGCUGGAGGAGAGACUGGCGAUGGAAUCCCUCCAUUUCAGAGUGACAAUUAUUUAUUUUCAGCUGUAUUUUUUAUUUAUGCUUUUCCAAAAAGUCUACUGCAACCUCCCGUUUUCAAAUAAUGACUCUGGCAAUGACUAUUUCUUCACCUCUCUGUGGGAUUCACUGUGCACAUCCCGUGACAAACUGCAUUCAUCCUGUGUGUGGAAAAGGACCAACCCACACGGGAUGAUAACCAGCAUCAUGGGAUUGCCUGCACUGACUGAGGAAUUACAUUGCUUUGUGUGCACAGGACAUGUCACAGCAACCAAGGAAGGAACUGCAGUCACAAAUACCAGACUGGAGAACUGAAAUCUGAAACUGCACUUGUGGUCAGACUUCAGGCCUUGACUCUCUUCUUUCCAUGGCUUGGACUGUAGGUGUUGGAAUAAAUACAGAUUUGGUCAAUAUCUAUGUACUUAUUUUUUAAAGUCAGUCUUAAAGCACUGAAAUAAUAUUUUGGCUUCUACUUCUUUGUACAUGUCUUUGCCAUGACAAGUACUGUUAGUUUUUUAAAGAACUAAAACUGUUUAUCCUUUUGCUUCCACAGAACCAAUAAGCUCACACUUAUUCACAGAAAGAGAUUUACUUUCUUAAGUCAAAUUUGGUGAAUCAAGUGGUGGUUUUGUCUUCAGGGAUUCAGCACUGCUUCUGCAGAAAGCUGUACAGUGUAAAGGCAUAAGAGCUCAGCUAAAUUCCAGUGGAACCAACCCUGUCACUGACUUUAGCCUAGACUAACUGUAUUCUAGGUUUGCUCAUUUUUUGUCUUUUGCAUGCUUGUUACCCUCUUGAGACCUGCAGUAACAUCUAGAGCAGAUCUUCUUUGUGUCUUUGCUCAUAUUCUUAAUUUUUUCCUUAAAUAACCGCGUGACUCUGUACGAAUUAGAUCUAAGGAUGUUGUGUCAGAACCGCUGGGCUGUACUGCUGGAAUUGGACAGAGGGGUUUGAUUAUCCAGGAAAUGAACCAUGACUUCCAUGAUCUCACACUUCUUGUGGGGGCUAAGCAGAACUUGAGACUGGCUGGAAGGACAGGAAUAACUUGGAACUUCAGGGGUGUUGAGUGAAAUUCUUUGGGGUCUCCAUUUAUUGCAAUAAUGAAUGGCUACAUCUGAGCUUGAUUUUCCUCCUUUGUUCUGCUCUUUUAAUGUUAAUGACUUGGCUUAUGUUUUAGUGUCCUCCAUGUUGUCAGAAAUGGCAAAGCUGUAAGAUGGGCACUGAGCUUUGGGUUGGAGAACAUUCCCUGAGCUCCAUGUCAAAAUGUUCCAGUGGCUGGUGCCCCCAAAAUAUGUCAUUGAGGGGGAGUCUACCUGUUUCAAGUCAGGGACUAAAGGCACACAUGGUGCAUCAAGUGAGUUUUCACUUCAGGGAAUGUUUGUAGAGCUUUUUCCUGAUUUCAGAUUUAAGCAGCAUGUGUUUUUCCCAACUGGCAGUAGCAGCAUGGCAAUGCAAUGCAGGAGUCAGGCUGAGCCCACACAAAACUAGUCCCCAGCAUGUGUUAAUCUCAGAUGUGGGCAUCCCUUCUCCUUACCUUUUUCUGUAACACAAAUAAAAUAGUAGUCGAUGAUCUUUUUUAGUUCAACAGCCAGACUUUGAAAUUUUAUGUAUUGUACAUAAGAGGACAAUUGUAGACUAACUAAUGCCACUGCCCUCAGCCUUGUUCAAAUGUCAUAAAGAUUAUUGCAGUAUGAAGAUAAAAUGCAGAACUCCAAAGUCUGGCACCUGUCAGAACAAAUGAAGCUGAAAGGGUCAUUUUUUUCACACUUUCAUUGUAAUAUAUUUGAAGACAUUCACAGGUUGAAAAAUGGUUACUUCUCCUUUUGUGACAUCUGACAUUUGUCUUGCGAUUGGCAGUGUGUUACUGGAAAAUAGCUUACAGUUCCUCUCAUCUCAUGAUUGAUGUCCUGUAAAGACAGAGUUACAGAGGAGUCGGAUUUGAAAUGCUAUGACUGUGAAUGCCUUUCCCUGCACCUUUGAAGUACUACGAUGUGUGGCCUGAAAUAUCCCAGUUUUGCAAUUGUAGAGCUCACCCUGAUAUCAGUGGAAUAAAUUAACUAUUGUAUAUUGAACACUGAUAAGAUCUCUCUCUCUAUGGGAGACCUUUAUACUCUCUGGAUCUAAUAGAGGUUUUUAUAGCUCGUGCAUCCACAGGCUGAUGCUGCAUGCUCUAUUCAUCUCCCACUUCAAAUAUGAAAGGUCCCUUGUAGAAUAGUCAAAAUAUUCAAUUAUCUGCCUCUAGUAAUCCACUGUUCAUGUAUUUAUAUAAUUGGAAAAUUGAAUGCUAUAUUAUUCUCGGAGGGGGAGGGAAUAAACCAGGAAUGUACUUUAGAGAUUUAAUGGCAGUCACAUUUCUCUUCCCUCUUGUCUAAUUCAAUUUCCUCUGAAUAUUAUUUAGCAUCCAAUUGCAUAGAGCCUUUAAGUUACCAGUGUGUGCCCAUGCAAAUGACCAGAGACACUUUAUCCAGGAUAUGAAUGCUAAUGCACUGAUAAUCUAUUAAUCCUGAGGUACCUCUCUAGCUACAGAAACAAUACAGGAAAGGCAUUGGAUUUUUAACAGCACUUUUGUAUAUAUUCUCUUCAGAGAAUACCACAGCACUGCACUCAUGAUUCUAUUUAUGACAUAUAUGAUAUGAAUAUUGUAUACCAGUGAAAUCUUUCUUGUUAUCAGACACACUGGGUCUGAUAUCCUUGAGUAGAAAUCAGAAUAAAACAACAUCUAACAAA
Molecule: messenger RNA, 5821 nt
Organism: Melospiza melodia melodia
Lineage: Eukaryota; Metazoa; Chordata; Aves; Passeriformes; Passerellidae
Gene: TTLL11
Product: tubulin tyrosine ligase like 11
Exons: 9
Coding region: 1473-3041 (522 amino acids)
Biological process (GO): protein polyglutamylation; microtubule cytoskeleton organization
Cellular component (GO): cilium
Molecular function (GO): tubulin binding; tubulin-glutamic acid ligase activity
Source: RefSeq, a predicted model, not a curated record